AUGUCAACUGUGAUAUCAAUUAAGCUGUUGCUGCCCAAGGACGAGGUGUACCUGGCAGGCUCCAGCAUAGCUGGCCAACUGGUUCUGAAGCUUAGGAGCACCCUGGUGGACCCCGUGGUGAAGGUGGAGCUGGUGGGAAGAGGCUACCUGGAGUGGAAGGAGGAAGAUAACCCCCAACUGGACUAUAGCAGGAGCACUAUGUGCAGGAACCAGGCUGUCUUCAUCUCCAAAGCACAGAAUUUCCAUAUAAACGAUGGCUGGCUCGAUUCUGGGGUCCAUACCUUUGACUUCUACUUCAGCUUUCCUCCGGGCCUUCCCUCGACAUUCACCAGCAAAAUUGGCUUCAUCUCAUAUUUUAUUCAAGGAACUUGCAGCGGCCGUGAAAUUGUGUUAGCUAAAGAGAAGAGAAAUUUACUGCUGCAAGGAACCUUUGGCAAUUGUGGAGCAGAUAUGAACAACAUGGAUCCAUUGGUGGUGGAAACUAGGAAGGAUGCCGUUUACCUCUGUUGCUUCAGUCGUGGUUCUGUGAUCCUUCGGAUUUACCUGGAGAAAAACACAUUUUCCCCUGGUGAUCCCAUUGUCUUUGUGACAGAUAUCUCCAACAGGACAUGCAAGUAUAUCAGAAAGGUAGUUUUCGCGGUGCACUGCAUUGUACUGUACAAGGGUGUCAACAACCGAGGAGAACAACGUUCCUUGGAAGACCGAAGUGAGGUGACGAGGCUGGAGUCCCAAACAAACACAGGCCCCUUCCAGGUCAUGCGAGUCACCGGUACACUGGUUCUGCCAAAGCCACUGCCCAUCACCAGCACGCGCAUGGAAAAUGAAAUCAUGUCAUUCAGGUAUGAGCUGGUAGGAACUUCUAAACUUCCUUGUACCAAAUCUGCCUUGGUGGGCAGGGUGCCUGUCAUUGUAGCAGUACCUGAGAUUGAGGAGCAGAGCAUGGAGAAUCCAUGUGAAAAUGAAGAAGACAACUCAGAGGGGAAUGACUCUGACAAAGACGUUUCUGAGAAGGACCUAGAAGCAAGUGAUAGUGAAUCCAGUGAAUAA
Molecule: messenger RNA, 1047 nt
Organism: Tinamus guttatus (white-throated tinamou)
Lineage: Eukaryota; Metazoa; Chordata; Aves; Tinamiformes; Tinamidae
Gene: ARRDC5
Product: arrestin domain containing 5
Biological process (GO): protein transport
Cellular component (GO): plasma membrane; cytoplasm; endosome
Source: RefSeq, a predicted model, not a curated record